CCAUCCGCCCGCCCCGGCUCCGCGAGCCCCCUGGGCCAGGUCUCGCCACCGGGCCUGCCGGGCGGGCCCCGACUCGCGGAGGGGGCGGAGCUGCCCGCGGCCACCACUUCCUGAGAGCCGGGGAUACCCAUUCCGGACGUCACGGAGGAGCCGAGGCGGCGGUGGCAUCAUGGGUGCAGCAGCAGCUGCCCUGCUCCUUUGUGCCUCCCCCCCCCCCCCCAUUGAGUAACUGCUUUGUUAACUGAAAAUAACCAUGAAGGACCAGUGUGAUCACCAGUUCCAGACCUCAAAGAAAAGUGAAGCUGUCAGGCAAGAAGAGGGAGACUCCCCCAGCCGGCUGCGAUGGUAUCUGAUCAAUCUUCUAAAGAUUCAAGAACAAUACCCAGUUGCUGGAGGGAAGCGUGUUCCGGCCUGCCACACAGACUCAUCGGCACAUGCGCAAGGGCACUGGAGACCGGAGCCCAAAGGAAAGUGUGCCCCAAGAUAUCAGUUCAGGAAGACAGUAGCAGACUCUGUGCCAGCUGCUACCAGGAGCCACGAGCCAAAUCAGUUAUUUCCGGAUGCGAAACCAACUUUAGGCUGGCACCAAGGACUCAAUGCACUUGCAAGAUGAAGCACUUAGGUGAAAGUGAAUUGUAUUCCCCUCUUUGUAAAGUCUUUUGUGAGAGCAAAGCUUGGAUCCACCCAGCCAAGAUCAAGUUCAAAACUGUCCUGUUCUAGAGACAAAUGGAAACGUUUAGACAAUGAGCCAUGUGGAUUGUACAAGUUCAUUGAAAACAUAAGCAAGACCUCAGCAUCACCCUUCUGUGUCUAUUAACAGAUGUGGGGAUGGGUACCACUCUCUUACAACCAUCUAACAUAGUUCUGCAACUGGCCUUGUAGCUUUGGACCACUCUCUCACAAGGCAAAGCUCUGGUCCUUUUUCAAGUGUCCUCCUUUCUCAUUCCACCCCAUUUUCGAUUCUUCUGAAAGGGUACUUGCCCCAUCACAGGAUCUGACCAAAUUUUCAAGUGGGUAAAAUGACUCCACCUCCAACCUAAGUCCAGCAAAGUCUGGGCUAAAUCAAGCUUUAAUUACCCCAGAAGUUAGCACACAGUAGAGAAUUCAGGGAAGGCUUCAGUUUUAAUCAAUUAUGUCUUGGGAGGAACCACCUGGAAGCUUUUACAAUAUUGAUGUGUAAUUUAUAUACAUGGAAAUACCCAACAUCCACAAAUUUAAUCCAUUUUAAGGACAUUGAGACACAGGACAUUUUAAUCAGCUUGCCAUGUCCCUCAGGCUCCCCAUUCUUACCCCCAAUCAACUGCGGAUCUAUUUUCCAUCAUUAGAGAUGAGUUUUGUCUGUUCUAGAGUUUUGGAGUUUUUUUUGGGUGGGGUUGUUUGUUUUGUUUUUGUAACCACACAAUAUGUGCUCUUUUGCAUCUUAUUUCUUUCACCUAUCAUAGUGUUUUUGAGAUGUAUUCAUGUUGUAUGUAACAGCAGUUCAUUCUUUUUUAUUGCCUAGUAGUAUUUCGUUCUUUAAAUAUGCCAUUUAACAAUCCAUUUUUUCUGCCAGUGUUCUCCUGGAUUUUUCCAGUUCUCAAAGCUGCUAUUACAUUCUUAUAUGAAGCUUUAUGUAAACAUACUCAAAAUUACUUUAAUUUAAAGAUCUGAGCAUUCCAUGGUAUACAAAUUAUAACCCAGUGUUAUAAUAAAUGUUGUUGAUAAAAGCUUAGAUUUCAAGUAGUGUCCAUGUAUGCCUCAUGAUAAGAGCCUAGAGUGAAUGUGUUUAACACCCAGGAAGCACGACAGGACAUAGCUGUGAAAUGCAGGCAGCCUGCUCUACAGACCAUGUUCCAUGCGAGCAAGGACAUAUAGUGGACCCUGUCUCAAGAAAAAGUCCAGGAAGAAAGACAGAAAGAGUGAAAUGAAGAUAGGAAGGAGGGGAUGAGGAAGAGAGGAAGGAAUGAAAGAAGGAAGGAAAAAGAAAGAAAGGAACGAAGGAAUGAAGGAAGGAAAACAUCUGAAUAGUUUCCAAAGGAGUUAUGCCAUUUUAACUUCACUCCAUGGAAGCAAAUGAAAACUUGCAUUGCUCUAUAUUCUACUUAAUAUUUGCUGGUAUUGAUCUUUUAAAAAAUUAUAGUAUGUGUGUGUGUAUGUGUGUGUAUGUACCAUGCAUGCCUGCUCUCGAGUGUGCACUGGUGUUUUAAUUUGUGCCAGCCUGAAGACUGAAGACGCUGAAUACCUGCGCUUGUGCUCCUUAGCCACUUGAGUCUCCUUUGUGAGCUGCCUAUUCAAGUCUUAUUCUUAUUUUAAAAACUAGGUCAUCUCUUUAUUAUUGAAUCAUAGGAUUUCUUUGUAUGUUCUGGGUGCAAUAUAUUUGUCAUAUAUAAACACAUAUAGUGAUUCUUCCUCAGUGUGUGGCUUGCUAUUUAUUUUCUUGAUGUGUUGGAUGAGCAAACAUUGCGUGGCUUGAGUGAGUACAAUUUAUCAAGCUUUUUCUUCUAUGAGUCAUCUAUGUCCUUCUCACAAAACUUUUGCUCAUUGCCAGGGGGCAAAGUAUUCUUCUUUUAGACUUUUAUGUUUUUCCCUUGUGACUUUAUUGUAUUACUCUCACAUUUAAGUUGUUGACCCAUUUUAAAUGGAUGCUGUGUGUGUGUACAGUGUGAGAUGGGUCAAAUCUUUCUGCCAUUAAAAAAAACCAA
This is a messenger RNA of Peromyscus maniculatus bairdii (prairie deer mouse), 2681 nucleotides long. The record is from RefSeq and is a predicted model, not a curated record. NCBI's taxonomy places the organism in Eukaryota, Metazoa, Chordata, Mammalia, Rodentia, Cricetidae.